UCUCCACGCACAGUUUCGUUUCGUCACUGUCUUUGAAAACUUAAAGAAAAAAAGAUGAAAUUAUUUUGAAAAGAUUCCAAGUGAAGUAACCGUUUUAAUCCGACGAUGAGUAUGAGACCCCGGCCAUCUCCGGCCACCGCGCACGCGCCGUCGCAGGAGGUGUACAACAUCAUCCCGAUCCACGAUUUCUUAACGGAACACCCGUCGCUGCGUUACCCGGAGGUUAGAGCGGCGGCGGCGGCGCUUAAGGUAGUCGGAGACCUCCCGAAACCUCCGUUCGUCGAUUUCACGCCACGCAUGGACUUGAUGGACUGGCUAGGUCUCCUCUUCGGUUUCCAGCUCGACAAUGUUCGGAACCAGCGAGAGAAUCUCGUCCUCCACUUGGCUAACUCCCAAAUGCGUCUCCAGCCGCCGCCGCUUCAUCCCGACGGCCUCGAUCCGACGGUUCUCCGUCGUUUCCGGAAGAAGCUCCUCCGCAACUACACCAAUUGGUGCUCGUUCCUCGGAGUGAGGUGCCACGUCACCUCCCCAGCUCAUAGCCGUCAUCAGACCAACGUCGUUUUGAAUCUCCGGAGAGAGCUGCUUUACGUUGCUCUGUAUCUAUUGAUUUGGGGAGAGUCUGCUAAUCUCAGGUUUAUGCCGGAGUGUAUCUGUUACAUCUUCCACCACAUGGCGAUGGAGCUUAACAAAGUUUUGGGGGGAGAGUUUGAUGACAUGACGGGGAUGCCUUAUUGGCCUUCUUUCUCCGGCGAUUGUGCUUAUCUGAAGAGUGUGGUUAUGCCGAUUUACAGGACGGUUAAGACGGAGGUUGAGAGUAGUAACAACGGGACGAAGCCACACUCGGCCUGGAGAAAUUACGAUGACAUUAACGAGUAUUUCUGGAGAAAGAGAGCCUUGAAGAGCCUUAAAUGGCCUCUUGACUGUACCAGCAACUUCUUUGACACCACGCCAAAGAGCAGUAGAGUGGGGAAGACAGGGUUUGUGGAGCAGAGGUCGUUCUGGAAUGUGUUCAGAAGUUUUGACCGGUUAUGGAUCUUGUUGCUUCUCUACUUGCAAGCUGCUAUUAUUGUUGCUACGAGUAGGGUUCAGUAUCCAUGGCAAGACAAGGAUGUGGCGGUUGCGUUGCUGACUAUUUUCAUCUCCUGGGCGGGAUUGAGGUUGCUCCAGUCUGUGCUUGACGCUAGCACUCAGUAUAGUUUGGUCGGCAGAGAAACGUUCUGGCUUUUCGUCAGACUGAUUUUGAAGUUCGUGGUGGCUGUGACAUGGACGGUUUUGUUUUCGGUCUUCUACGCAAGGAUUUGGAGCCAGAAAAAUAAGGAUGGUCGUUGGUCUCGAGCUGCAUACGACAGGAUUAUCGUGUUUCUCAAGGUAGUAUUCGUGUAUGUUAUUCCUGAGAUGUUGGCUCUUGUGCUCUUUAUUGUGCCUUGCAUAAGGAACUGGAUUGAAGAGCUGAAUCUUGGAAUUGUGUACUUUUUCACCUGGUGGUUCUAUAGCAAGAGUUUUGUUGGUCGUGGGUUGAGGGAAGGUCUGGUGGACAAUGUCAAGUAUUCAAUCUUUUGGAUUGUUGUAUUGGCCACUAAAUUCAUAUUCAGUUACUUCUUACAAAUCAGGCCUCUAAUUAAACCGACCAGGGCGCUCCUCAACUUGAAAAAUGCGCCGUACAAUUGGCACGAGUUUUUUGGAAGCACUCACAGGAUAGCGGUAGUGAUGCUGUGGCUCCCUGUUAUAUUGGUUUACCUGAUGGAUUUGCAAAUCUGGUACUCGAUCUACUCAUCGCUUGUAGGUGCAACAAUUGGUCUGUUUUCUCACUUGGGGGAGAUCCGGAACAUUGAUCAGUUGAGACUCAGGUUUCAGUUCUUUUCAAGUGCUAUGCAGUUUAACCUUAAACCUGAAGAGCAUCUUUUGGGUCCUAAAGCAACAGUUCUUAAGAAGGUUCGUGACGCUAUUCACCGUCUGAAGUUGCGUUAUGGAAUUGGUCAGCCUUUCAACAAGAUCGAAUCUAGUCAGGUUGAAGCGACUUGGUUUGCAUUGUUGUGGAAUGAGAUCAUCCUAACGUUUAGAGAGGAAGACCUUAUCAGUGACAGGGAGGUUGAGCUCCUUGAGUUGCCGCCUAAUUGUUGGAAUAUUCAGGUUAUUCGUUGGCCGUGUUUCCUCCUUUGCAAUGAGCUCCUACUUGCGCUAAGCCAGGCAAACGAGCUCUGUGAUGCUCCUGAUCGCUGGCUUUGGUCGAAAAUCUGUAGCAGCGAGUACAGGCGUUGUGCUGUUAUAGAAGCCUUUGAUAGCAUCAAAUUUGUGAUUCGUAAAAUUAUUAAAAAUGGCACAGAGGAAGAGUCCAUAGUGAACAGGUUGUUGAACGAAAUCGAUGAAAAUGUGGAAAUCGAGAAGGUCACCGAGGUAUAUAAGCUGACAGUACUACUCCGGAUUCAUGAGAAGCUAAUAUCACUUCUUGAGCGUCUGAUGGACCCAGAUAAGAAAGUAUUCAGGAUUGUGAAUAUACUGCAAGCCCUGUAUGAACUCUGCGCAUGGGAAUUUCCAAGAAUUAGGAGGAGCACUCAGCAGUUAAGGCAGCUUGGUUUGGCGCCCGUUAGUUUGAAUGCAGAUACCGAGUUGCUGUUUGUCAAUGCCAUAAAUCUCCCUCCUCCUGGUGAUGUUGUCUUUUAUAGGCAGAUAAGGCGGGUACAUACAAUUCUCACUUCUAGAGAUCCAAUGCAUAAUGUGCCCAAGAAUCUUGAGGCCAGGGAGCGUCUUGCUUUCUUCAGCAACUCUCUCUUUAUGAACAUGCCCCAGGCUCCAAGUGUAGAAAAAAUGUUGGCUUUUAGUGUGUUGACUCCUUACUAUGACGAGGAAGUAAUGUAUCGACAAGAGAUGCUCCGAGCUGAGAAUGAGGAUGGGAUUUCGACCCUGUUCUACCUUCAAAAAAUAUAUGAAGAUGAAUGGGUCAAUUUUGUGGAGCGGAUGCGUAGAGAGGGAGUGGAGAACGAGAACGAUAUUUGGUCACAGAAGGUUAGGGAUCUUCGCCUCUGGGCUUCAUAUAGGGGACAGACAUUGUCUAGAACAGUGCGAGGGAUGAUGUAUUAUUAUAGUGCCUUGAAGAAGCUUGCCUUUCUUGAUUCGGCUUCUGAAAUGGACAUCAGUAUGGGAACUCAGAUUGCCCCUGAGCCACCCCGUUCUUACUACACAAGCGAUGGUGGGGAUAACACACUGCAACCAACAGCUUCUCAGGAAAUUAGCCGAAUGGUUAGUGGUAUAAGCCAUUUGUAUAAAGGGUCUGAGUCCGGUAGUGCUAUGAUGAAAUUCACAUAUGUUGUGGCAUGCCAAGUUUAUGGACAGCAUAAAGCAAAAGGAGACCAUAGGGCUGAGGAGAUUCUGUUCCUGAUGAAAAGUCAUGAGGCCCUUCGAAUUGCAUAUGUUGAUGAGGUGAACUUAGGAUUGGGUAACGUCGAGUACUAUUCGGUUCUUGUGAAAUUUGAUCAACGACUUCAGAGAGAGGUAGAGAUCUAUCGAAUCAGACUGCCAGGCCCCUUGAAGCUUGGUGAGGGCAAACCGGAAAACCAAAACCAUGCUAUAAUCUUUACACGGGGUGAUGCGAUUCAGACAAUUGAUAUGAAUCAAGAUAACCAUUUUGAGGAGGCACUUAAGAUGAGGAAUUUGUUGGAAUCUUUCAAGAAAAACUAUGGCAUUAGGAAGCCCACUAUUCUUGGAGUCCGUGAGAAAGUUUUCACUGGUUCGGUUUCUUCACUCGCGUGGUUCAUGUCUUCUCAAGAAACGAGUUUUGUAACCUUAGGACAGCGUGUGCUUGCCAACCCACUGAAGGUGAGGAUGCACUAUGGUCAUCCUGAUGUAUUUGAUCGGUUUUGGUUCAUCCCCCGUGGUGGAAUUAGCAAGGCCUCAAGAGUGAUAAAUAUAAGCGAGGAUAUAUUUGCUGGAUUCAAUUGCACUUUAAGAGGUGGGAACGUGACUCAUCAUGAAUACAUUCAGGUAGGCAAAGGAAGAGAUGUUGGUUUGAAUCAGAUAUCUAUGUUUGAAGCAAAAGUAGCAAGUGGUAAUGGUGAGCAAGCUUUAAGCAGAGACGUUUACAGACUGGGUCACAGGCUAGAUUUUUUCAGAAUGUUGUCUUUCUUCUACACAACGGUUGGCUACUACUUCAACACAAUGCUGAUCGUAUUCACUGUUUAUGCAUUCUUGUGGGGUCGGCUUUAUCUAGCACUGAGUGGUGUUGAGAAAAUAGCAAAGGAUAGGAGUAGCAGCAAUGAAGCUCUUGGUGCAAUCUUGAAUCAGCAAUUUGUUAUCCAGCUAGGACUUUUCACUGCACUUCCUAUGAUUCUUGAAAACUCCCUGGAGCGUGGGUUUCUUCCAGCAAUUUGGGACUUCAUAACAAUGCAGCUACAACUCGCAUCCUUUUUCUACACGUUUUCCUUGGGAACUCGAAGUCAUUACUUUGGUCGGACUAUACUCCACGGUGGAGCCAAGUAUCGUGCCACUGGAAGAGGCUUUGUGGUGGAGCAUAAGAAAUUCGCUGAGAACUACAGAUUGUAUGCUCGAACUCACUUCAUCAAGGCGAUUGAGCUGGCGAUUAUCUUGCUGGUAUAUGCGGCUUAUAGCCCCUUGGCUAAGAGUUCUCUCGUCUACAUACUAAUGACGAUUUCGAGCUGGUUCCUUAUCACAUCCUGGAUCAUUUCUCCCUUUCUGUUUAACCCAUCUGGUUUUGAUUGGCUCAAAACAGUUUAUGAUUUCGACGAUUUCAUGAGUUGGCUUUGGUCCAGAGGCGGGUUGUUCACCAAAGCAGAUCAGAGUUGGUUCACUUGGUGGAACGAGGAACAAGAUCAUCUGAAAACAACUGGAGUGUGGGGAAAACUGCUAGAGAUUUUACUUGAUCUUCGGUUCUUCUUUUUCCAGUAUAGCAUUGUGUACCAUCUUCGCAUUGCGGAUGGUCAGACCAGCAUUGGUGUAUACUUGGUUUCUUGGGGAUGCAUCAUCGGGAUCGCUGCGAUAUACAUCACAACAAUCUACUCUCAGAAAAGAUUCUCUGUGAAGGAGCAUAUUAAAUACAGAUUCAUCCAGUUCUUAGUAAUAUGGCUCACGGUUCUUGUGGUCGUGCUGAUGCUACAGUUCACUAAACUUACAGUUGUUGAUCUGUUGAUAAGUCUCUUGGCUUUUAUACCCACGGGGUGGGGAUUGAUCUCCAUAGCGCAAGUACUGAGACCGUUUCUGAUAUCAACGGUGGUUUGGGACACAGUAAUCUCCGUUGCUCGCCUCUACGACUUGUGCUUUGGGUUGAUAGUAAUGGCUCCAGUUGCAUUGCUUUCUUGGUUGCCUGGUUUUCAGAAUAUGCAAACUCGGAUUUUGUUUAAUGAAGCCUUUAGCAGAGGGUUGCAAAUUUCUAUCAUUCUAGCUGGCAAAAAAUCCGCUUGAAGCAGAUCUUGGGGUUCUUAGAUUGUUGAAGAUUACCAUAUUUUGGGAACUUGAAUUCAGACGGUAACUUAUCUACUUGAAGCAAGGUUCUCUUGUGUCUUCAUUUGUCUUUAGCAGCAGCAUAGUCUUUUACUCUCUUGUUACCGUGGCGCCGCACCAGAUUACUGUUUUUUCCCCACGGUGGUUGGAGUUGAAUGUGGAUUAGUUGACCUUGGCCUUUGUGGGUUUGCUAAGGGUUGUUAUAAGAUUUUACCAUAUUCAGGAGCUUAAAAGUGACGGUAGUAAGCUUCAACACUGCACCAUUUUUGCUGAUCGUGUACAGAUUAUUGGCUCGUGCAUUUUAGUCUCAAGUUCACUUUGAACAAGCUCUUGUUUCUUGCUCUUUAUGCACAUAUUAUGCUUGUGUGAAAAACCUUUUAUUUUAAGCGUCUUUCAGUUUU
Molecule: messenger RNA, 5852 nt
Organism: Brassica napus (rape)
Lineage: Eukaryota; Viridiplantae; Streptophyta; Magnoliopsida; Brassicales; Brassicaceae
Product: callose synthase 11
Exons: 4
Coding region: 106-5412 (1768 amino acids)
Biological process (GO): (1->3)-beta-D-glucan biosynthetic process
Cellular component (GO): plasma membrane; 1,3-beta-D-glucan synthase complex
Molecular function (GO): 1,3-beta-D-glucan synthase activity
Source: RefSeq, a predicted model, not a curated record